Meloidogyne enterolobii is the source of this 531-nucleotide messenger RNA. The record is from the annotation of a GenBank genome assembly. NCBI's taxonomy places the organism in Eukaryota, Metazoa, Nematoda, Chromadorea, Rhabditida, Meloidogynidae.
UUAUUGAUGGUGCUCGAUUCUGACAUUAUUAAAUUUUUAAUUGCUUCUGAUAUUCAUGCAGGAUAUGGAGAAAACAAGCAAUAUAUCGGAAAUGAUUCUUUUGAAUCUUUACGCGAAGUUCUUUCAAAUGCAAAAGAAGCCAAAGUUGAUUUUGUUUUAUUGGCUGGUGAUCUCUUCCAUGAAAAUCACCCAUCACGUGAAACACAACUUAAAGUUGUUCGUCUUCUGCGGACUUACUGCACUAAAGGGGAAAAGCCUGACUUGGAUUUUGUUUCCGAUCCAACAAUCAACUUCCAACACAGCAAUUUUCCUUCUGUGAAUUAUCUGGACGACAAUUUGUGUAUUACAGUGCCUAUAUUUACUAUUCAUGGAAAUCAUGAUGAUUUGUCGGGGAAGGUUUGUUGGAUUUCAAGUAAUUUUUAUUUGGCUUUUAUAGUGCUUAUUAAGCGAAAAGGCAGGAUAUCCGGAAGUUUUCGAGUUCGGAUAUCGAAUCCGGGUAUCAGAGGAUCUCAAACUAUUCGCCAACCUUAG